AUGAAGAUCACCAGGAUAGCAGCGACUGCAACCCCUACAUCUGCCGUCGCCCACCUCGCCGACGCCCACGGUCGCCUGGUGUCGCCUCCGCACCGCGGGUACAUUGGCAAACUGCCCCAAUACAAGGGCCUGGUUCCCAUCAACUACAGCGACAACGGCCUGAGCGCCGGCGGCAUUGGCCAGACCAGCGGCGGCAAGAACGGCAUCUGCGGCGACCCGUACACGGGCGUCCGAGAGCACGAGACCGGCGGCGUGUAUGGUCGGUUCCCCCAACACCGCGAGAAGGUCGUGGGGGCGUGCUACGCGCCGGGGUCGACCAUCGACGUCCAAGUCCAAUUGACGGCCAACCACAAGGGGUACUUUGAGUUCGGUCUGUGCAAGCUGAACCACUUGAACGACAAGGAGACGGAAGAGUGCUUUCAAGCGCUGGCCGAGCCGUCAGGGUUGAAGGAGUGGCAAGUGCCGCCCGGCAACGGCUUCUUCGACAUCCAGUACGUCCUCCCCAGCGGCGUCACGUGCGACGGCGACUCGCACUGCGUGCUUCGCUGGCAUUACACGGGCUGGAACAACGCCGGCGUGGGCGCCCUUGGCCAAGAACACUUUUGGAACUGCGCCGACGUGUACAUCAGCAACACGUGUGGCGCAUCCAACCCGACCCCGUCCAGCGCCAAGCCGUCCACGUCGGCGGUGGCCACGCAGCCUCCCAGGCCCACGCAGCCCCAAGCCCCCAGCACGUCCAAGCCGACCAUCCCCACGCAGCCUCCCCAGACCAGCGCGCCGUCCAACCCUACGCCAGCCCCCGUACCGGGUCAGUGUGGAACGUGCGCCAACUGCUACUACGCCCCCACCAACGCGUGCUUUGCCGGGUGGUCUGCCGCCCAAUGCGCUCAAGUGCCUGUGUUUAAGUGGUGCGGAGUCUAGAGAUCUUGGGUGGCCCUGUGGACUGUAGAUAUAUUAUCUCGAUGUGUAAGUAUGUAAUUCACGGCUAGAGCUGUUUGAAUCAAAUUUCUUCGACUGGAG
This is a messenger RNA of Aphanomyces astaci, 1020 nucleotides long. RefSeq lists its product as hypothetical. Bases 1 to 921 code for a protein of 306 amino acids. Lineage: Eukaryota; Oomycota; Saprolegniomycetes; Saprolegniales; Verrucalvaceae. The transcript has a single exon. The record is from RefSeq and is a predicted model, not a curated record.